This is a messenger RNA of Penicillium salamii, 1005 nucleotides long. The record is from the annotation of a GenBank genome assembly. Lineage: Eukaryota; Fungi; Ascomycota; Eurotiomycetes; Eurotiales; Aspergillaceae.
AUGUGGUUGAUGCUGUCUGGGAGGCUUUGCCCCAUAUGGCCAAUUUGGCACCACCAACUCCUGGCAUCUAUACCGUCAUUCUCGAUCUCCAUCGUCGUUUGGUUUCUAUCCUGGCAUCCUGCGGGAAAGACAUCUACAGAUUCUGUGCUCAAUUUCCCCGGUCGUAUCGCAUGGUGCGCCAUGGAGAUCGUCGGUCCAGUGAACUUGAUCUACAACCUGAUGCUUCCAUCUAUCUACUCGCCUUCGAUUGGCGAUCUGCCAGCAUCGAAUAUCAUGGUUGCAUCGUUGUAUUGCAUUCACUACUUUAACCGUGCAAUCAUUUCCCCCUUUUUUGCUGCACCGAGCAUGUCGCCAAUCCACCUCUUCAUCAUGUCUUCUGCCAUGCUGUUCAACUGGUUCAACUCCUCAUGUUUAGCAGGCUGGUUGCGCGGAUACACAGUUCCAACCAUUCCACUGUACCGAAGUACCUCCCGUUCCAGCCUGGUGGACCUGAUUCCUACCGUCGGUGUCAUUUUGUUCGCAAUCGGCAUGGCCGGCAACAUCUAUUCCGAAAGGAUGCUGUUCCGACUUCGACGGGAAGAAGCUGAAAAGCGAACCAAAAAGACUGAUGAGACUGGUACUAACAAAUUCCACAAAGUCUAUGUCAUCCCCCCUGCCAAGGGUGUUUUCCGCUACAUCCUCUACCCGCACUACGUUUUUGAGUGGAUCGAGUGGUUUGGUUUCGCACUUGCCGGUACAGCUGUCGUCCCCCUGUCAGGUCUGCCACCUGCAUCCUCUGCGGCCACUACUCCUCCCUUACGACUUGCCCCGUGGUUGGUUCCUGUCGCAUGGGUGGCCGGUAAACUCGCUGUACCCCUUCCGAUACCCGCUGUUGUCUUUGUCAUUAACGCCGUAGCGAAUAUGCUACCCCAUGCGCGGUGGGGACGGGUAUGGUACGUUGAGAAAUUUGGAGAGAAGGCAGUUGCUGGAAGAGGAGCGGCUGUGCCUGGGUGUACCUGGAUGUGA